Messenger RNA from Hibiscus syriacus, 2699 nucleotides. RefSeq names its product phosphoinositide phosphatase SAC2-like. Gene Ontology annotation, biological process: phosphatidylinositol dephosphorylation. Lineage: Eukaryota; Viridiplantae; Streptophyta; Magnoliopsida; Malvales; Malvaceae. The coding region runs from base 284 to 2620 and encodes 778 amino acids. The record is from RefSeq and is a predicted model, not a curated record. Gene Ontology annotation, molecular function: phosphatidylinositol-3,5-bisphosphate 5-phosphatase activity. The transcript is spliced from 16 exons. Gene Ontology annotation, cellular component: intracellular membrane-bounded organelle.
UUUUCUUUUGUGUACAAUUCUCUUUAGAUGCAAUCAUCGCCUAUGAAGUGCUAGACUUUUCUUUUAUCUCAUAAAGCUAUUCAUUACUCUUGAGGUCUUGGUAAGUGACUGUUAAUGUGUUUCGAAGCUACACAAACCUUUGUUAUUCAACAUAGAAAUAGUCGCUGUGCUCAGAGCAAGUUCUUCAUUUAUAAGAUAUUUUAUCGUUUUUCUCUAUGAUGCUGAUAAGAAUAUUAUUGCUAUUUCUCUUUGAAUCUCUUUCCUUAUGUGACAGCAUUUCUAUAUGAUUGGAAGAGACAAGAACAGGACUGUUUGGAGGGUAUUAAAGAUUGAUCGAUUAGAACUUUCUGAACUUAAUAUUCUUGAAGAUUCCACUAGAUACUCAGAAAUUGAAUGUUCUGAUCUGUUAAGACGGAUACAUGAAGGAAACAGGCCCACAGGUGGCCUUAAAUUUGUUACAGCUUGCUAUGGGAUCAUCGGGUUUUUGAAAUUUUUGGGACCUUAUUACAUGCUGCUAAUCACGAAAAGAAGGAAGAUUGGUGCAAUUUGUGGCCAUACUAUCUAUGCCAUUACCAAGAGCGAGAUGAUAACAAUUCCCAAUUCUUCUGCCCAGUCAAAUAUGGCUUAUUCUAAGAAUGAAAAAAGAUACAAGAAGCUCCUGUGCACAGUGGAUCUUACAAAGGACUUCUUUUUCAGCUACUCGUACAAUAUCAUGCAUAGCCUCCAAAGAAAUUUAUGUAAGAAUGAGACAGGAUUAGCGCAUUAUGAAACAAUGUUUGUCUGGAAUGAGUUCUUAACUCGAGGAAUCCGGAAUAAUCUCAAGAAUACUCUGUGGACUGUCGCACUGGUAUAUGGCUUUUUCAAGCAGGUCAAACUUUCUGUAUCUGGCAGGGACAUUAAAUUAACCCUCAUUGCAAGGCGUUCUCGACAUUAUGCUGGAACAAGAUAUUUGAAACGCGGUGUGAAUGAGAAAGGUAGAGUAGCAAAUGAUGUUGAGACAGAACAAAUUGUGUUUGAUGAUGUUCCUGAAGGAUGCCCCACACAAAUAAGUUCCGUUGUCCAGAAUAGAGGUUCUAUCCCACUAUUCUGGUCCCAGGAAACUUCGCGCUUGAAUUUGAAGCCUGACAUCAUAUUAUCACAGAAGGAUCCAAAUUAUGAGGCCACAAAACUACAUUUUGAAAAUCUUGCAAGGAGAUAUGGAAAUCCAAUAAUCAUAUUGAAUUUGAUAAAGAGGUGUGAGAAGAAACCUCGGGAAACUAUUCUUCGUACGGAGUUUGCAAAGGCCAUCAGAUCUAUCAAUAAAAGUUUAUCCAAGGAAAACCGUCUGCGGUUUCUUCACUGGGACCUAAGUAGACACUCCAGAAAAGCUACAAAUGUGUUGGAACUUCUAGGCAGAGUGGCUGAUUAUGCAUUAAACUUAACGGGCAUCUUUUACUGUCAAGUAACACCAAAUCGUAUACCUGAGGGGUUGUUGAAUUUAUCUUGCUUGGUGCAAAAUGAUGAGCACAUUGAUCAGACCCCUUCCGAUAAAAGUGAUGAUAUUGAUAAGUUGGAAAUGAAUGUUGAUGGUGGUAAACAGAAUUCUACGGAAAAUGUAAAGUCUCCCAUGUUCCAAAAGGGAGUCCUUAGAACCAACUGCAUUGAUUGUCUAGAUCGCACUAAUGUUGCACAAUAUUCUUAUGGUUUGAUGGCUCUUGGACGCCAGCUCCAUACUAUGGGAUUCACAGAGUCCCUAACUAUUGAUCAAAAUAGUCCUUUGGCUGAGGAUUUAAUGGUAGUUUAUGAAAAAAUGGGUGACACACUUGCUCUUCAAUAUGGUGGAUCUGCAGCCCACAACAAGAUAUUUUGCCAAAGGAGAGGUCAAUGGCAAGCGGCAACUCAGUCACAGGAGUUCUUUAGGACUUUGCAACGUUACUAUAGCAAUGCAUACGUGGAUGCAGAAAAACAAAGUGCCAUUAAUUUGUUCUUGGGUCACUUUCAGCCUCAACAGGGUAAACCAGCACUCUGGGAGUUGGAUUCAGACCAGCACUAUAGCGUUGGAAGGCAUGGCCCUAACCUUUUUAACGAGGAUGCUAGGACAUCUUUUAAAAGAUCACUGUCUGAUGGCAGCAUCCUUUCUCCCAUGGGUGCGACAAAUGUCAGACACCAUCAGUCUCUGUCUGGAAAUAAAGACGAAGCUACCUAUGCUCUUUCAGAUUCCACUCCAGGAAUGCCAUAUCGUGACAUUUCUUAUUCGAGGUUCACUCCAAGAAUGUCCUGCAGGCUACUUUUCGGAGAUAUGCAGGACCAAUUUCCUGAUAGUAAUCGCAUAUGUUAUGAAAAUGUGGAUGAAUGUAAUUGCACCAAUUUUGAUAUGGACUGGAUUUCUUCAUCAGGAAAUUCAUGUGAUGAUGAUGUGUAUGACAGGUCUACCACUGGCCUAUCCGCUGAAAUUAUUGGUGGUGAACUAAGAAUCGACUCAGCUACGUCUCCAAGUGAAUCUGGUUCUAGCAUAAAGGGAGUUGACCGAACUGCAUCCGAUCUGACAUGUGAUGGUAUCAUGGAUGAAUAUUCGGAGAGCUUUAUGGAUUGGGUCAUUAAUGGAGAUUUGCUUUUUCCACUAAACUUUAAGUUGAAGUAGGUAGUUGUAGUUUCAUGAUAGAAUUCAUUUCAAUGAAUCCAUCCGAAGGAUGUGAUUCCGUUUCGAAGUAAUAAAAAAA